CUCAUGCAGUGAUCAUUCUCCGCUGAGUUCUGUAUCAGAGAGGAUUUACCUGCUGAACAUUCUAACACCGGAAUCCGGACAGGGAUCGUAUGAUGGGCUGCUCACAGCUACUGCCGCUCUUAGUACUGUGUUUGUGCUUCCAGUCAGUGACAGGAAUUAACACCACAUGUUCAUCAUCAGUUGGAGGAAGAAGUUUCAUUUUUGUCAAGGUAGAAUCCUGUAACGGCUCUGGGAACUAUGUUUAUGCAGUGGACGACUUUGCAGCGAAUGUACUGACCAGCAGGUUGACUACUGGUUUCAUCCCAGCGGUGUACCUAAUAGUGUUCAUCAUUGGCUUACCAAGCAACGCAAUAGCCUUAUGGGUCUUCUUAUUCAGAACCAAGAAGAAACAUCCGGCUGUAAUAUACAUGGCUAAUCUGGCUAUGGCUGAUCUAAUGCUUAUCAUAUGGUUUCCUUUCAAGGCUGCCUACCACUUGAAUGGCAAUAACUGGAUUUAUGGCGAAGCUAUGUGCAAAAUGUUUGUCGGCUUUUUUUAUGGGAAUAUGUAUUGCUCGAUCUUAUUCAUGACAUGUCUUAGUGUCCAGAGAUACUGGGUCAUUGUUAACCCUAUGUCACAUGCCAGAAAGAAUUCAAGAAUUGCACUCAUUGUUUCAGUACUUGUAUGGAUCUUAAUUAUUCUAGGCACAAUCCCAUUAUAUCUUUUUAACCAAACUGUUUACCUGCCAAGACUCAACAUUACAACUUGCCACGACGCCCUGCCACUUGACACCCUAUCCUUCGAUAUGUUCAACUACUUCAUCUCCCUUGCAAUCGGGGUAUUUUUUUUCCCUGCGGUGCUCACUACAUUGGCUUACGCUCUCAUGAUUAAGACUUUGAACGCCUCUAUCACUGAUGUAGAUAUUGGAAAAAAGAGGAAGAGAGCGAUUCGACUUAUCAUUAUAGUGCUUGUUAUGUAUCUCGUCUGUUUUAUACCCAGUAACGUUCUUAUUAUAGUUCAUUACUCUCUUAUUAAGAAAAGGUAUAUUGACAACAUCUACGCAGUUUACAUCGUCGCUCUGUGUCUCUCCUCUCUGAACAGCUGCAUCGAUCCUUUUGUCUACUACUUUGUUUCAAAUGACUUUCGGGAUCACGUGAAAAACACGGUAAAAUGCCGGAGUGUACGGACUGUCGAGAGAAUGCGAAUCUCAUUCAGUUCCAUGAAAUACUCAAGAAAGACCAGUUCCUACACAUCAAGCUCAAAUAACACAAAAACUAGCGAAUGUUGAAAGGUUUUCAUUUUUUGUUGUUGUUUUUUUUUCUUUCUACAUUGAAGAGGGAGAACUAUUUUUUGUUUUUUUCCAAGGUUUUUAAAAGACUGGAAUUCUGCGGAUAAAGAAUGCAGGUCCUUCUGGCACAGCAAGACUGAACAUGUACUGUAAAUGUGUUUUUUGUUUUGUUAGACUGAUGUAGUGGAGCACUGAAAUACUAAAUAAGACUAGUUAUUCAAAGUUAUUAUGAAAAAUAUGAAGCUUUUGUUGGGAUCACCAGAAAUUAAUAGACCCUUUGUAACUUUAAAUUUAAAACUCGGUGCCAUACUUUUUAUUUUUUUAAAGGGACUCUCCAGGCAGAGUAGUUUACUCACCUGGUUCCAGCGCCGGGAGCCUCAUGAAGCCGC
This is a messenger RNA of Pelobates fuscus (common spadefoot toad), 1654 nucleotides long. RefSeq names its product proteinase-activated receptor 2-like. The record is from RefSeq and is a predicted model, not a curated record. Gene Ontology annotation, cellular component: plasma membrane. The transcript is spliced from 2 exons. Gene Ontology annotation, molecular function: thrombin-activated receptor activity. The coding region runs from base 90 to 1265 and encodes 391 amino acids. Lineage: Eukaryota; Metazoa; Chordata; Amphibia; Anura; Pelobatidae. Gene Ontology annotation, biological process: positive regulation of Rho protein signal transduction; blood coagulation; phospholipase C-activating G protein-coupled receptor signaling pathway.